Coffea eugenioides is the source of this 1299-nucleotide messenger RNA. RefSeq names its product DNA-directed RNA polymerase I subunit 2-like. Gene Ontology annotation, biological process: DNA-templated transcription. The transcript has 12 exons. The annotation marks the transcript as partial. The record is from RefSeq and is a predicted model, not a curated record. Gene Ontology annotation, cellular component: RNA polymerase I complex. NCBI's taxonomy places the organism in Eukaryota, Viridiplantae, Streptophyta, Magnoliopsida, Gentianales, Rubiaceae. Gene Ontology annotation, molecular function: ribonucleoside binding; DNA-directed RNA polymerase activity; DNA binding.
CGAGCCUCCUUCAACCGCCCUCUCCACCGUCACCGCCGCCGUUCCCCCAAAUUCCCCACCGCCAAAGUCACCUGAAACGUCCUCACUUUCCUCCGCCAGCUCCCUACGAUCAAAAUGAGUGGUGACGAUAACGAUAACGAGAGUAAUUAUGCCUAUGGCAAGAGGACUCUGGCGCCGCACUUAUUGAAGGAGAAAGACUAUUCGGCAUUGGAGGAGCUGUUUCGCCACCACAUCGAGUCUUUCGACCAUAUGGUUGAAUAUGGAAUCGAGACUAUGCUACUCAAUAUAAAGCCUGUUCAAGUUUUCCACCCGCUUUCCAAUCAAAAGCUUAGAAUUUGGUUUGGAAAACCGGAAAUAUUUCCACCGCAAACUGAACGUCAGUUAAGGACAAUGAAGGAUGCUUUAUAUCCAUUUGAGUGCAGACAAGCUAAAAUAUCAUAUACUGGGACGUUCAUGAUGGACAUCUGCUUUCAAUAUGGUGAUGGAGCUGUCAUACGAGAAAAAUUCAAUUUUGGGCAGUUCCCGAUUAUGUUGAAGUCAAAACUUUGUUACCUGAGGAAUCUUCCUCCCAAAAAACUAGUUUCUCUCAAAGAGGAGCAGUCAGAAAUGGGUGGAUACUUCAUUUUGAAUGGGCUUGAAAGAGUUGUUCGACUUCUGAUUUUGCCAAAGCGAAACUAUCCUACGAGUAUGGUACGAAAUUCAUUUCGUGAACGGCGAGAAGGAUACACUGAUAAAGCUGUUGUCAUAAGAUGUGUUAGAGAGGACCAAUCAGCAGUGUCACUGAGACUUUAUUAUCUUAGUAACGGAAGUGCCAGACUUGCCUUCUGGAUACAAGGAAGGGAAUACAUGCUUCCUGUUGGUGUUAUGCUAAAGGCAUUAGCUGACACCACAGACCAUGAAAUCUUUGCGUGCUUGACGUCUUGUUAUGAUGAUAAUUACGAUUGCGUAAAAGGCUCUGUUGGCUCCCAGCUUGUUGGAGAACGAGCAAAAAUUAUUCUUGAUGAGGUUCAGGACCUGUCUCUUUUUACUCAUAAACAGUGCCUGCAACACAUCGGGGAACACUUUCAACCUGUUAUGAUUGGACUGGAGAAUGAAAGUCCCUCUGUUGUUGCUGCUGCUGUUUUGAAGGACUACAUAUUUGUUCAUCUUGAUAACAAUCAUGACAAAUUCAACUUGCUCAUAUUUAUGGUGCAGAAGCUUUUUUCUCUGGUAGAUCAUACUUCUAUGCCAGACAAUCCAGAUUCUUUGCAAAAUCAUGAAGUUUUGUUGCCUGGUCACUUGAUCACCAUUUACCUCAAG